CGCUGAGCAACAAUCUGAGGAUCAUCUACACGUGCAACAACAAAUCGCCUGUUGGAGCAUGUUAAUGCGAUCAUAAUGGAUCAACUUCCAAAGAGAAAGAAAAGAGGCCCAUAUAAACGAUACAUCAACCAUGGAUCGGACUUCGUGCUACCGAGAAGUACUAAGAGGGCUUGCCAACACAAUGAAGUGCCUACGGACACAACCUCAUCUGAUGAUGAAGCAGUCUCCAACAAUGCAGCGCCCGGACUAAGCCAAGCAGCAGGUCAAGCUUCAGUCUUGUCAGAUAUAAACAGCGUACUUCAAACUGAUACGUUGAGUAGUCAGGAUGAACAGGAAACUUCAAACGACGCUUGUGGUGCAGCGGCCUCCAGCAUGGCAUCUGCUGCGGUCAGUCGCAAUACUUCAGAACUGCAAGCAACCAAUGAUGGGCCACAGCAUGCCAUCCCGAUGAUUUCCCACGACACAUUGCUAAAUGAUGAAGAGCUUUCCAUGUCUGAUGAUGAUGGUUCAGAGCAACAUGAUCCUGGAGAGCUGGCUUCAGAAGAUGACAUGCAGCAAAUGCCUAACAGUCCCACAGCGCCUGGUCAUGGUGGCAAGUCGCUUUUUGGAGAGUUAUUUACCGAUGUUGUGACUGAAAGAGUGGUUCUGUCUAGACGCGAUAUUCUCCUCAUGGUGCUGAAGCACGCUGUCAAAAAUAAUUCAUCAUUUGCAGGGCUGACCAGCAUCUUAUCAACAGAAUUUUCGAACGACCAAUAUUGCCUCAUUCACGUUACCAGCUCUCCAAACUUUUGA
Molecule: messenger RNA, 792 nt
Organism: Rhipicephalus sanguineus (brown dog tick)
Lineage: Eukaryota; Metazoa; Arthropoda; Arachnida; Ixodida; Ixodidae
Exons: 5
Coding region: 76-792 (238 amino acids)
Source: RefSeq, a predicted model, not a curated record